This is a messenger RNA of Apiotrichum porosum, 2748 nucleotides long. RefSeq lists its product as uncharacterized. Gene Ontology annotation, cellular component: nucleus. The record is from RefSeq and is a predicted model, not a curated record. The transcript has 5 exons. NCBI's taxonomy places the organism in Eukaryota, Fungi, Basidiomycota, Tremellomycetes, Trichosporonales, Trichosporonaceae. Gene Ontology annotation, biological process: DNA-templated transcription; regulation of DNA-templated transcription. Bases 1 to 2748 code for a protein of 915 amino acids. Gene Ontology annotation, molecular function: DNA binding; DNA-binding transcription factor activity, RNA polymerase II-specific; zinc ion binding.
AUGGCCCCCGCCGCCGACACACUGCAGUGGCCCGUCGACCCGUCGCAAGACCAGUCGGCUCCCACAACAUCCUCGGCUGGCACCGUUGGGCCUGGAGCAGCCCGCCCACCACGGAAACUGAACCGUUCUGCAAACCAGCUGCACCGUAACCAGGCGUGCCUCCCGUGUCGCCGCCGACGCAUCAAGUGCGAUGCUUCACGCCCACACUGCUCAAGCUGCGUGAGGUCGUUCCGCUUCCUUGCGCGGACGCAGCCCGAUGCCGAACGCGAUGCCAAGGGCAUCCAGUGCGUCUACGAGGACGGCACAGAGAAUGAGACUGAAGAGGAAGAACCCACGUCGAUGGCCGACGGCGAGGACCCGCGCGACGCCGUUCGCAAGCUUGAAGCUCGUAUUGGUCAAGCCGAAUUGCAGAACGCGCUGGCACACAUGUCCACCACUCCGCAGGCCUCGACGACCGCAGUCGCCGCCGACGUCCAACAGAACUGGAUGGGUGGUAGCGGCAGCACCAUGAAUUGGCAGAUGGAGACGACGGGCCUGGAACACGGCGCCGACCUGCACCCUUCUGGGUCAAACGUUCCCCACGAGACCACCCCGCCUGUUAUGCUCCACUCGGAGCAGAUGGCGGGCCACCCCGGCGGUACGCCUUUGAGCGACGCGUUCCUCAACGGUCCUCUGGGCCUCGACAGCUCCCACAUUGGCAUGCAGAGUAUGCCUGUGGGGUUGAGCAUGCACGCCGGGAUCCCCGGUACGACUGCUGCCCCGGAAGGCAUUCUCCCAAAUGCGUUCGUCGAGUCCAUCGAGGAGGACGUAGCCCAUGCCAGCGGACCGUUCUUGGAGAUAUUCUGGCCUGGAUGGCCACCCCGCCUGCCUACGCCGUCAAUGUUGGAUCAUCUCGUAACCACCUUUUUCAACGUUGUCCCAUCCAUUUCGCGCAUUAUCCAUCGUCAGGCGUUUAUGCAGCAUCUCGCCCUACCCCCGACCCACGCCAACUUCCCCCACCCGGCCCUCCUCCACGCCAUCUGCGCUGUGACUGCCCGCUACAGCGCAGCAGUGAAGAUGGAGUCUGUCGAAGAGUCACUGAGGCGCACCAACUCGGCUAUUGAGGGCCAAAAGCCCCGACCUGUUAACAUGUCUGCGGACGAGGAGGCCGCGAGCCAGACCUGCUUUGGCGAACGUCAUGCGCACUUUGCGCAGCUCGAGAUCCGUGUUGGCAACAGCACAGGCCGCAGACUGUUUGAAAUCUGCCAGGCUCAAACCAUUCUCACCGUCUACUACCAGCAGCACGCCAAGUGGAUGGAGGGUUGGAUGGUGACUGGAGCUGCGAGCCGCCUUGCUGUCCCGCUCGGCCUCAUGUCCGACACCAAGGGUAACGCGCGUACACGCAACGCCAUUCUCGAUGCCCCAGAGGAGGACUGGCACCGGGAGGAGCGUCGUCUCCUGAUGGCCUACAUCACGAUCAUGGACUUUUCUGCCGCUGCGACGUCUGGCUGGCCCAACGCCGUCGCCCUCGACGAGCUCAUGUGUCGUCUGCCUGCCGCCCGCGCAGACUUUGACCAAGGAGGCAAGAUUACUGAAAAUCCCCAAACGUGGUACUCACUUGACCUCUACACCUUCCACCCUGUGGUAGACAACUUUGUCCUCUUCGCAAAGGGCCUGCACCUUCUGGGCCAGAUCAUCAAGUUUAGACGCAAAUGCCAGGCGCUCGACGACCCCUUCUCGGCGCGCGCGACGAGCCUGUUCCGCAAACUCGAUGGCGACAUUACAGCCUACCACUACUCGUUCCCUCCCGAGCUGCGCGACCCGCUCCGCCCCAGCGACGGUCAGCGCAAGGGUGUCGAUGCCGACCUCGUCGCUGCCCACCUCAUCCCGCACGUUGCCGCCAUCAAGCUCCACGAGUCGUUUGCCGACAUGACCAACAUGAACGACCCGAGCAGUAUCCGCAUCCUCGCAGAGUCCAGGGCCAUUCUGUCCGUAGUGUACCUCCUCACCAGCACGACCCUGGACUUUUCCUACGUUCUCACUCCUGUUGCCUCUUUCUACUUCUUCGCAGCCGCGCGCACGUUUGUUCUCUUCUACCAGCGCGCACUCGAGGCCAAGGAUUUCGCCCUCGCCAAACUUUUGCUGUCGGAAAUCGACGUCUUUAGGAUGACGUUCAAGGCCAUGGCCCGUCGCUUCUGCCUUGGCGCGCGGCACGGCGGCAUGAUUGACCAGAUGCUCCAGUCAUGCUACGAUGAGCUCGGGAUUCCCGCCGAGGCGAUCCGGUCCGACGGCCUUACGCUCGGCCACAUGCCUCCCCCCGGCUCAGACUGGCGUCGCAUGCCGCACCCUUACAAUGCGCGCAACGCCAACUGGAACUUGGGAGGGUCGCGCCAGGUCAACGUCGACUACGAGACGCGCUUCCCGCGCGAAUUCGCCAACGACCCACACCACCCGCUGCACGUCCUGUUCCUAACGUCGCGCUCGACGCUCAAGGACAAGAUGGACGUGUCGCGCGGCUUCCACUCGCCCGCCGCCAGCCCACAGCACACGCCCGAGCCAGGCCCCGCCGGGAGCGUCAGCAACAGCACCGGCACCAGCACCACCGUGCCCACCCCGCCCAUCACGAUCAACGACGGCGGCGCCGCGUGGCUCCAAUAUCUCACGCCCAACGGGGACACGUCGUCGUUGAGCUCCGACGAGACCUUCCACAUGGGACCGAGCAUGCACCCGCACGUAGGGCUUCACGGGCAGACGCAGGGGCCCGGCUGA